AUGGAAUCUGGGAGAAGGGGAUGGAAUCAGGGAGAAGGGGAUGGAGUCUGGGAGAAGGGGAUGGAAUUUGGGAGAAGGGGAUGGAAUCUGGGAGAAGGGGAUGGAAUCUGGAAGAAGGGGGUGGCGUCUGGGAGAAGGAGAUGGAAUGAGGGAGAAAGGGAUGGAAUCUGGGAGAAGGGGAUAGAAUCUGGGAGAAGGGGAUGGAAUCUGGGAGAAGGGGAUGGAGUCUGGGAGGGCGGGAUGGAACCUGGGAGAAGGGGAUGGAAUCUGGGAGAAGGGGAUGGAAUGAGGGAGAAGGGGGGAUGGAAUCUGGGAGAAGGGGAUGGAAUAUGGAAGAAGGGGAUGGAAUCUGGGAGAAGGGGAUGGAAUCUUGGAGAAGGGGAUGGAAUCUGGGAGAAGGGGAUGGAAUUAGGGAGGAGGGGAUGGAAGCUGGGAGAAGGGGAUGGAAUCUCGGAGAAGGGGAUGGAAUCAGGGAGAAGGGGAUGGAAUGUGGGAGAAGGGGAUGGAAUCUGGGAGAAGGGGAUGGAAUCUGGGAGAAGGGGAUGGAAUCUGGGAGAAAGGGAUGGAAUCAGGGAGAAGGGGAUGGAAUCUGGGAGAAGGGGAUGGAAUCUGGGAGAAGGGGAUGGAAUAUGGGAGAAUGGGAUGGAAUCUGGGAGAAGGGGAUGGAAUCUGGGAGAAGGGGAUGGAAUCUGGGAGAAGGGGAUGGAAUCUGGAAGAAGGGGAUGGAAUUUGGGAGAAGGGGAUGGAAUCUGGGAGAAGGGGAUGGAAUCUGGAAGAAGGGGGUGGAAUCUGGGAGAAGGGGAUGGAAUGAGGGAGAAGGGGAUGGAAUCAGGGAGAAGGGGAUGGAAUCAGGGAGAAGGGGAUGGAAUCUGGGAGAAGGGGAUGGAAUCUGGGAGAAGGGGAUGGAAUCUGGGAGAAGGGGAUGGAGUCAGGGAGAAGGGGAUGGAAUUUGGGAGAAGGGGAUGGAAUCUGGGAGAAGGGGAUAGAAUCUGGAAGAAGGGGGCUGCGUCUGGGAGAAGGAGAUGGAAUGAGGGAGAAAGGGAUGGAAUCUGA
Messenger RNA from Closterium sp. NIES-65, 1053 nucleotides. The record is from the annotation of a GenBank genome assembly. Lineage: Eukaryota; Viridiplantae; Streptophyta; Zygnematophyceae; Desmidiales; Closteriaceae.